Messenger RNA from Electrophorus electricus (electric eel), 3175 nucleotides. It is a transcript of the gene cdk11b, whose product is annotated as cyclin dependent kinase 11B. Gene Ontology annotation, molecular function: protein serine/threonine kinase activity; ATP binding. Gene Ontology annotation, cellular component: nucleus. NCBI's taxonomy places the organism in Eukaryota, Metazoa, Chordata, Actinopteri, Gymnotiformes, Gymnotidae. Gene Ontology annotation, biological process: protein phosphorylation; regulation of mitotic cell cycle. The record is from RefSeq and is a predicted model, not a curated record.
AAUAUUUACUUUUGCCUCUAGGAAUAACCCGGAAGUACUUUUUCAGAAGGCGAAAGAAGUUAUUUGUUUUUCCGGUGUUUUAAAAACGCGCCGAGUAAAACUCAGUUGGUGGCGACUUGGAGCUGAUGGGGGACGAAAAAGAGACCUGGAAAGUGAAAACGCUCGAUGAAAUUUUGCAAGAAAAAAAACGCAGACGAGAGCUCGAGGAGAAAACCGAUGCCAAGCGCCUGAAAAAUACGGAUGAUCGGGAAUCAAAACGGGACACUCCGGAGGAAGGAGAGCUGCGGGACCACAGGAUGGAAAUAACAAUCCGGAACUCUCCGUACGUGCGGGAGGACUCGAUUGAAGACAGAGGAGAGGAGGACGAAUCACUGGCCAUCAAGCCCCCACAGCAGAUGGCGAGGAAGGACAAGUCGUACCACAGAAAGGAGGAGAAGCGGAAGGAGAAGAGGAGGCACCGGAGCCACUCGGCGGAAGGAGCAGGGAAACACGGCCGGGCGAAAGACAAGGAGAAGGAGCGGGAGAACGAAAGGAGGAAGCGUCAGUGGCAGGAGGACAACAAGGCUCGCCGCGACUACGAGCGACAGAAACGACGCGACCAGGCCAGGGCCCACUCCCGCAGAGAGAGCCUGUGGGUUGCGAGCGACGAACCCCUAGGCUGGUCUCCACUAACCCUCCGGGGCCCGGGUGCCGCCCGCAGGGACCGGCUGGAGCAGCUGGAGCGCCAGCGCGAGCGCGAGCGGAAGCUGCGCGAGCAGCAGCAGAAGGAGCAGCGUGAGCACAAAGAGAGAGAGCGGCGCGCUGAAGAGAGGCGCAAAGAGCGCGAGGCGCGCCGCGAAGGCCCACCCUCCCACCACCGGGGCGGCACCGUCGAAGAGCACGCAGACAAAGCAAAGUCCCGGCACCGGAGCCGCAGCCGGAGCCGGAGCCGGAGCCCGGCUCGGCAGCAGAGAGAGCCCAGGGCCGAGAGUGACGAACGACGGAGGCCAGUGAAAGAAGAGAAGCCAGAAGACAGAGACCUGCUGGCUGACCUCCAGGAUAUCAGUGACAGUGAGAGAAAGACUAGCACAGCAGAGUCCUCGAUGGCAUCAGGUUCGGCCUCCGAGGAAGAUGAUGAGGAAGAAGAGGAGUCCAGCAGCCAGAGUGAGGGAAAUGAAGAGGGGGAGUCUGGAUCAGAGUCUGAAGGAUCUGAGCAGAGUGCAGAUGAUGUCAGCGACGAGGAGCAGUCGGAGGAGGAAGAGGAGGAGGAGGAGGAGGAGGAGGAGAGGGAGAACAGCAGCCACAUACCCACUGUCCCAGAGUCGCGCUUUGAUCAUGACUCCGAGGAGAGUGGUGACGAAGAGGAGGGAGAGGAAGACGAAGAGGGGGUCGACGCGACCCCUCAGUCUCAUUCGCAGUCGGCCACGCCGGAGGACAACUACAUCCCAGACUCGCCGCCCGUCUCUCCGGUGGAACUGAAAAAAGAACUGCCCAAAUACCUGCCUGCCCUACAGGGCUGCCGCAGUGUGGAGGAGUUCCAGUGUCUGAACCGGAUAGAGGAAGGCACUUACGGCGUGGUCUACAGAGCCAAGGACAAGAAGACUGACGAGAUCGUGGCCCUCAAGAGGCUGAAGAUGGAGAAGGAGAAGGAGGGCUUUCCCAUCACCUCCCUCCGAGAGAUCAACACCAUUCUGAAGGCCCAGCACCCCAACAUCGUCACCGUCCGGGAGAUAGUGGUGGGCAGUAACAUGGAUAAGAUCUACAUAGUGAUGAACUAUGUGGAACAUGACCUGAAGAGUCUAAUGGAGACUAUGAAGCAGCCCUUUCUCCCAGGGGAGGUGAAAACUCUAAUGGUGCAGCUGUUGAGAGGAGUUCGCCACCUCCAUGACAACUGGAUCCUGCAUCGUGACCUGAAGACCUCCAACCUGCUGCUGAGCCACAAGGGGAUUUUAAAGAUUGGGGAUUUUGGUCUAGCACGAGAGUAUGGCUCUCCUCUGAAACCUUACACACCUGUGGUGGUCACCCUGUGGUACCGUGGCCCAGAGCUGCUUCUGGGGGCAAAGGAGUACUCUACGGCUGUGGACAUGUGGUCAGUGGGCUGCAUAUUCGGGGAGCUCCUCACCCAGAAACCCCUCUUCCCUGGCAAGUCUGAGAUUGACCAAAUCAACAAAAUAUUCAAGGACCUCGGCUCUCCCAGUGAGAAAAUCUGGCCAGGCUACGUCGAGUUGCCUGCUGUGAAGAAGAUGACUUUUACAGAUUACCCCUACAACAACCUGCGCAAGCGAUUUGGAGCGCUGCUCUCUGAUCAGGGCUUCGACCUCAUGAACAAAUUCCUUACCUACUGCCCUGCCAAGCGGAUCAGCGCAGACGAGGCCUUGAUGCAUGAGUAUUUCCAGGAAACCCCGCGCCCCAUCGAGCCAUCCAUGUUCCCCACUUGGCCCGCCAAAAGCGAGCAGCAGCGGGUGAAGAGAGGAACGAGCCCCCGCCCACCAGAAGGAGGCUUGGGCUACAGCCAGCUGGGCGACGAUGAUCUGAAAGACACCGGUUUCCACCUGACCACAGCUAACCAGGGACUGUCCAAGUCUGGUCCAGGAUUCAGUCUGAAGUUUUGAGCUUGCAUCUCUCGCCCGACUCGGGUACCAGGCCAGAGCAAAGGCGUUCCUCAGCUUCUCUGUGGCACUAAUGCCAGGACUCCAUUUAAGAGAGCCCAGCUGAAAGUUGACUGUACCUUCCUCUGAGCCUCGCUGAGACAGACGGACUCUCGCAACCUGUUUCUUCGUUGAGAGGGAGCACUUCUUCAAGGACGUUCGACUGCUCUGUCUCCCAGCAGUUAGAGGAAUUAACUGCUCCUAUAUGAAAGAAGCCCAAAUUGGUCUUCUGACUUCAGAUGUUUGUUUGUUUGUUUUAUUUCUUCACCCUUUUGUCUAUCACAUCUGUUGUCUCUCUUUGUCCAACUUUUAGGUUUUAUCUACCAGUACGUUCAUCAGGUCUAAGCCUUAUAGAUUUUAAAUUUCAAACCAGACUUUUCCACAGUCGACAAUGGACUGUUAACGAUUAAAAUCCACCUACGGUCACACUCACAUACCCUGGACCUAUAACUGUAGUUGCGUAAUAAUGUACUAUGCCAAAAUGCACUGGAAUCUGGGACUGGCAUAGGUAAAGUUGUGUAGGAAGAAAUAAACUAUUUGUAAGUCUA